AUAAUCCCCCAAGAACUCAAGCCACGCUUUUACCUCACAACCAUUCUGCAUCUCGAGCGAAGCUAAUCGAUUACCAUUUUAUUUCAUCCAUUAAAAUCAUAUUAAUCACCAUGGCUGAAGAAUACCUUUUCUCUAUUGAAUUGAACCAGGACAAGACCAAAGAACAUUGGGAUCCUCAACCCGAACAAAAUGAAGAAGAUGGUGAAGACCAGAACUUUGGAGUUGACCAAAAACUUAUCGUAAAGAUGGUUAUCUUGGGAAAAGAUGCUAAAGUUGGAGAACAGAACAUUGUUCAAAUUGAAGCCAUGGGUCUAAAAGGCAAAUUUAAGACUCCCAUUGCCAUUUUGGAAAUGGGUAAAUGCCCACAAAUACUUUUAGACUUGAGUAUUCCAGACUCGCCAGUUACCUUUGAACUUAUCUCUGGUAGUGGUCCAGUGCACAUUGUUGGCCACAAUUUAUUAGCUAACAACCUUGAUGAAUAUGAAGAUGUUGACGAAGAAGAAGUUGAAGUUAACGACUACGACGAUGAAGAUGAUGAAAAGGACGAUAAGGAGGAGGAUGAAGAUGAGGAGGAGAUCGAAGAACCCAAGAAGAGGAAAACCAAACAACCAGCUAAAAAUCAAGUAAACAAAAAACAAAAAAAGAAUUAAAAAGUUCUAGACCAUUAGUACAUAAGUAAAUUUAUGAACUCCAUGUCUAGCAUUUAUAGUAAAAUUAAUUGUGAAAAUCAUGUCUUGUCACGGAUUGAUGCUGGAUCAUUAUUUUAAAUGAACGAGUGACAAAUGAACUUCCAAGUAUUUUUCUUGGGUAUACAAAGCUGUCUGAAAAAUAAAUAAUAUUGUAACUAUUUCUUAUUGUAUUGCUUGCUGAUUUAUUGUUGAUUAUCAAUAAUGAAGAAAACUAUAUGCAUCAAUCAUACAUUUUUUUAUAAUUUUUACCUAUUGGUAAAGCAGAUUUUGCCAUGAAUUUUAAGUUUUAAUCUGAGAAAAAUACUAUCAGUCACAAAUAAAAAUUUUUGCCUUUAGAAUUGAAAACGGACUGUUACUUGUUAUUAGACAAAUUAGUUAGGUAAUUUUUUGAUACAUUUUUUGUGUAAUAUCUAAAAGUAAGAAUUGAUUAUUGUGAUGUAAUAGUCAGUCAAUGAAUCAUGCAUAAAGAUAAAAGCAUUAUAUUAUAUGAUUGAUUUGCGUCGUGUUUUCAUGAUGAUUGAAAUUCAAUAUUUUAUAUUUACGGUGUUACUUCAAUUUUAUUUUUGAUCCGAUAACUAAAAAAUUGAGCAGAUAUACUCGAAUGUGACUAUAAUACAACUUUGUAUUUGAUGAUGAUUCAAUUUAUAAUAUAGCAUAGUAUAUGAUGAGUGAGAA
Molecule: messenger RNA, 1364 nt
Organism: Trichogramma pretiosum
Lineage: Eukaryota; Metazoa; Arthropoda; Insecta; Hymenoptera; Trichogrammatidae
Product: nucleoplasmin-like protein
Exons: 5
Coding region: 111-650 (179 amino acids)
Biological process (GO): chromatin remodeling
Cellular component (GO): nucleoplasm; cytoplasm; nucleolus
Molecular function (GO): histone binding; chromatin binding; RNA binding
Source: RefSeq, a predicted model, not a curated record